UAUAAAAUAUAGUAUGCAACUAAAUCGUUUUGUUUUUCAUCUAUUGGGUAUCUGGCCGUGCAUGGAGACCGAGCCAUCGUUUUUCGAAAAUCUCUGCAGGAUCUUGCUCAUCCUGAGUUGCUAUUUACUCCUCGGUUGUGAGUUAAUUCCGACAAUCUUGUACGUAAUUCUCAUCGAAAAACGUACACGCGUCAGACUGAAACUUAUAUCGUCCGUGAUGUUCACGAUAUUAGCAGUGCUCAAGUACAGCAGUCUGGUGUUUGGUCAGAAUCAAAUGAGAAAUUGCUUGAUGUAUGUCAGGGACGAUUGGCAAAAUGUCGCAAAUUCAAGCGCUCGUGACUCUAUGAUUUACAGAACUAGGACCGCGAGACGUUUGCUCCUCUUAUGUGGUAUAUUUAUGUAUUCUUCCGGCUUGUACUUCCGAACGGUAGUGCCAUUGAGCAAGGGAAAAUCCAUUAACCAUCAAAAUAUUACGAUCAGGCACUUGCCAUGUCCGAGCUAUUUCAUCUUUUUUGACGGGCAGAUCAGUCCCGCCUACGAAAUUAUGUUUUUCAUACAGUUUUUUUCCGGAUUUAUAAAAUAUACCAUCACAGUAGCCAUUUGCAGUCUCGCUGCUCUCUUUGCUAUGCAUCUAUGCGCGCAGUUGAAAAUAUUAAUGAUGUUAAUGAACAAUUUGAUAAACGAACCCGAAGAAAAAAAUCUGAAUAAUAGGCUGGCCGCGAUUGUGGAACAUCAGACCAGGAUGCGAAAUUUCUUACAAUUGGUGCAGAAUACUUUGCAAUACACGAGCCUGUUAGAAGUGAUGGGAUGUACAAUGAUCGCAUGCCUUUUAGGACACGAUAUUCUUACGGAGUGGGAAGAUCAAAAUGUUAUAGCUAUGUUUUCAUAUCUCGUUCUAUUGACAUCAAUUGGAUUCAACAUUUUUAUUUUUUGUUUUAUCGGUGAACAACUCUCUGUAGAGGGAGAAAAAUUGGCACUAACAGCGUGUACAUUGGCUUGGUACCGUCUUCCGGAUGCAAAAGCACGGUCACUGAUUUUAGUCAUAGCCAUGUCGAAUAUUCCUACAAAAUUAAAAGCCGGAAAGUUUAUCGAUCUUUCUAUCAAAACAUUCGGUGAUGUCGUUAAAACGGCUGUUACAUACUUAAAUCUUAUUCGAAAAGUAAUGGAAUAACUAAUUUUCAAUAUGUAUAUACGAUUAUAUGUACAAAGA
Molecule: messenger RNA, 1210 nt
Organism: Camponotus floridanus (Florida carpenter ant)
Lineage: Eukaryota; Metazoa; Arthropoda; Insecta; Hymenoptera; Formicidae
Exons: 5
Coding region: 14-1171 (385 amino acids)
Biological process (GO): sensory perception of smell; detection of chemical stimulus involved in sensory perception of smell
Cellular component (GO): plasma membrane
Molecular function (GO): olfactory receptor activity; odorant binding
Source: RefSeq, a predicted model, not a curated record